UGCGCGGAAAUACACGAAGAAGACGAAACAGGAAGAAGAAUAGCAAAACAAUUGAAAAUUAGCAUCGCUUCGCUUAAAAACGACAUCAAAAUGCUGAAAGAAUUAGUAAAAGAGCGCCUAAUGGUUGCAGCUGACGAAAUAUUGGAACUGUUUGAAAGAAUGAUAAGGUCGUAUGAAGAGGAACUUUGUCGAACAAGAGAGGAGAAGGAUCGAUAUCGACAACAACUGGAAGCUGUUUGCAAGACUCAAACUGUGCUACACAUAGAAAAUCUCCAGAAUCUUGGUCAUCACCAAGAAUAUGAAUGGUCCUCCAAUUUGAAGCAGGAGGAUCCACAGCCUCCCCACAUUAAAGAGGAAGAAGAUGAAGAACUCUGGACCACUCAGGAGGAAGAGUGUCUUUUCGGGCUGGAGGAGACUCAUCUCACCAGGUUGCCACUAACCGUUGUCCGUGUGGAGACUGCAUGCCAUGAAGACAAUUCAACCGAGUCCUCACAGCUUCAUCACAGACCUGACAGAGGAUCACGAUCAGAUAACGACACAUCAUCACACUCGGCUGAUGCUAAGACCGAGGACGACACCCAAGAACCUUUGAGCAGCGAUGCAGACCCUGAAUGCGACAUGAGGACUCAAACUGACUUCAAACACUCUAAAAAACCUUUUAGUUGUUCAGUUUGUGGGAAAAGAUUCUCUGAAAAAUCACACAUCAUAACACACAUGAGGACUCAUACGGGAGAAAAACCUUUUAGUUGUUCGGUUUGCCCUCAGCGGUUCUCUCAAAUGUCACACGUUUUAUCACACAUGCGGACACACACAGGAAAAAAACCCUUCGGUUGUUAUGUUUGCGGGAGAAGGUUCUCUGAAAAAUCAAAUAUGGUUUCACACCUAAGAACGCACACUGGUGAAAAACCUUUUCGUUGUUCAGUCUGUGACAAAACAUUUUCUCAAAGGGUACAUAUGAUAAAACACAUGAGAACGCACACUGGAGAAAAACCCUAUAUUUGUUCGGUUUGUGAUAAGAGAUUCACUCAGAAUUCAACGAUGGUCAAACACAUGAGAACGCACACCGGAGAAAAGCCGUAUAUAUGUUCAAUUUGUCAGAAAAGAUUCACUCAAAAGGUAACUAUGGUAAAACACAUGCGGACGCACACCGGGGAAAAACCAUAUAUCUGUUCAAUUUGUGACAAAAGAUUCUGUCAGAAUGUCACUAUGGUAAAACACAUGAGAACGCACACUGGAGAAUAAUAAUAUUAAUAAAAUAACUAUUAAAAUAUAAAUAAAAAACUAUUAUACCUCUUUAUAUACAGCCAAGUGUCAUAUAGAGCCAUGUUGUGUGUCAAA
Doryrhamphus excisus (bluestripe pipefish) is the source of this 1338-nucleotide messenger RNA. NCBI's taxonomy places the organism in Eukaryota, Metazoa, Chordata, Actinopteri, Syngnathiformes, Syngnathidae. The record is from RefSeq and is a predicted model, not a curated record.